This is a messenger RNA of Penicillium expansum, 930 nucleotides long. RefSeq lists its product as uncharacterized. The record is from RefSeq and is a predicted model, not a curated record. The coding region runs from base 1 to 930 and encodes 309 amino acids. The transcript has a single exon. Lineage: Eukaryota; Fungi; Ascomycota; Eurotiomycetes; Eurotiales; Aspergillaceae.
AUGGGAAUUCCUACACAAGAUACAAACCGCGUUACCAAGCGCAAAUCUACACCAAGAAAAAAUUGGACAGAGGCUGUCAAGGAAAAGAUUGUACAGUUCUUCACUGGCAAACCACUCCCAUCCCGUUCAGUUGCUGAUAAAUCCCAGUCACCGCAACGUGCCGCUCUACUAGAUGCCCUCGAAUGCACCAAAUGCGAAGAUCUGCACAUUAUUCCAUACAUGAUGAAUGCAGACAUUGCUGCUGGAUCAUAUAUCACCUCGGAAUACCCACCUUUCUUUGCCAGCAAAAGCACACGAGAUGAUCUUAUAUCUCCCUUCGACACAGACAUAGUAGCCCACCAAAGUAAUAAUGCAACAUUCUGGGAAGAUAUCACCCCCACCGAGCAACAUCUUUACUACAACAAGAUUGAUACCAUCCUCAAGAAGGCAGAGGCUCAGUCGGGCAAGUCAAUAGAUGAAGCCUCCGUUCUUUUCGCCCACUACCAGGUAGACUUCCACAUCCGCCAGCACUACCUCGCUCCGCGAAGUAACCUGAAUAUAUGCCGCUCAAAGGAUGAUAUUAGGGCGCUGACCCACUGGCAGUGGAAGUGCGCCGUUGCGGAUGAGACAGCACUUGCAGAAUUCUCCGACUGGGGUGUGGGAUGGGUGCAUGAGCCGAGCAAUUCUAUUGGCCACCAGAUUGCGGCAUGGCGGAUGGGCGAAAGAAGGCGAGAGCAGCACCUCGCGGAAGUAAGAUCCCGGUGGGCCGUGAUCCAGGACGAGAGACAAAAACAGAGGAUGCGGACAGUCAACAUUUGGUUCAAGGGUGUGCAUGUUAGAACUUACAAGUAUGAGCUAUGCAGACCGUCUCUAACAGAGAAAGAGAUUAAGAAGAUUGCAAGGGAAAAAGGUAGAAGUCAUGAAGCUUAUUUGAAGAAAUUUGGCAUAUGA